GUUAUGAAAAUGAAAUUCAUAGCUCAAUCAUCAUAUAUUAUUAUGAUGAAUUGCUAUAAUAUUCUCGUGAACCAAAUGGGACAAACAAAGUUAGAUGAUCAACUCAAUAUCAAAAUUAGCCAACCAAAUAAGAUAUAUAACUUUAUCUCAUUCACACACUCUCCCUUUUGCCCUCAAUUAAACAACUGCUGCCACCUUCAUUCUGUGAAUGAAAUUAUUGUCCUUUUCUAAACAAGCUUGUCUAGAAAGCUCUAUCACAGACAUGCAACAGGUGUUAUAUAAAGAGCAACAUCUAUCUACAGAUUUACAAUCACAUUUUUAGUCAGAAUGUGUUGGUUUUGGACAUUAAUCUUCCUCACUUUCACAUUGUUGGUAUCAGAAGCCAAGCAUCACUCACACAAGCUCCCAUCCGCCGCCGCCGUCGUCGGCACCGUCUACUGCGACACAUGCCUCCACCCCAAUCCCCACCAUUUCAUCGCAGGUGCAACUGUUGCAGUGGAAUGCAAGAGCUCGAGGCCUCGGUUCCGGCAGGAGGUGGAGACCAACAGCCGAGGAGAGUUCCGAGUUGAGCUCCCUUUCUCCGUCGGCAAACACGUCAAGACAAUCCGAGGCUGCUCCGUCUCACUCGUCCGCAGCAACGAGCCGUCCUGCGCCGCUGCCACGUCGUCGUCUUCGUCGUCGCUGCGCCUCAAGUCGAGGAACGGAAGGGAGCAGAUCUUCUCAGCGGGGCUCUUCACAUUCAAGCCCCAAGUCUGCAAUGAGAAAGAGAGCAAGUUUUUCAUGUUGCCACCAAAUCCAUUGAAUCCCGGCUUAUUGCCUCCCAACCCCCUUCUGCCGCCGCCUUCCUUGAUUCCGCCGGUUCUGCCGACUCCUCCGCCGUCACUGAUUCCGCCGUUUUUUCCUACUCCGCCGCCUUCGCUCAUUCCUCCGGUUCUCCCAACGCCGCCCUUCUCGCCGCCUUCCUUCCCCUUACCCAUACCGCCAAUCCCGGGGCUGGUUCCGUCGCCGUCGCUGCCGCCGCCGCCAGCUCUUCCGGUUCCUCUACCUCCGCUGCCUUUGCCUCCUGUUCCGUUCCUGCCACCUGUGAUUCCGGGAGGCCCGCCGGCUGAGGUGAGGACAAGUAAGCCUUGAUGUUGCAGCUACGUAUAUAUACUAUAUAUAUAUAUAGCCGUUUGUAUUCAUACUAUAUAUAUAGUAUAUAGCAGUAAUUUCAUAAAUCUUGUUUGGCUUUUAUACUUUAUGAUGGAUGUUAUUCCGAUCGUGUUAUUUUAAUUUCGUCUUUGUCAAAUCAUGAAGUAAACAGUAGUUUAGUAUAUGGAGUAUUUUUUUGUUGGUAUAGUGUGAUCAUUAUUAUAUAAUGUUAUUUAUGAAAAUAAAUUUUAUUAUACUAA
This is a messenger RNA of Salvia miltiorrhiza (redroot sage), 1391 nucleotides long. Its product is annotated as vegetative cell wall protein gp1-like. The transcript is spliced from 2 exons. Bases 328 to 1131 code for a protein of 267 amino acids. NCBI's taxonomy places the organism in Eukaryota, Viridiplantae, Streptophyta, Magnoliopsida, Lamiales, Lamiaceae. The record is from RefSeq and is a predicted model, not a curated record.